GCAAAAAACCUCUAGGGUUUGCAAACCUAUGCAACUAAAGUCAACUAACCGGACAUGGGUAUGGGUUUUUGGGCGAUCAACGAUCGAAACAACAUCUGUGGAGAACCUUUAAAAAAAGCGGCCACAAUAGAGAAAAUAAGGCCUGGUCGCUUUUUUGCCACUGUUUUCCUCAGUUUUGGCUUAGCUCUCAGUUGGGUGAGUCACUCUGUCAGCAGAGUAACGACCCACUAAAGCCUCAUCUCACUCGCUACCUAAUUAUGACCCCCACGAACCUAUUUAUAAGACUUUGGAUAAGGUUUUCUAGGAGGAAAAGUCAGCCUUUAACAUCCCAGAGGAGCUAUUUGGAGUGGAUUUCUCACCAUUGAAGCCAAAUUGCAUUCCCAAGAGUGAAGAUUAACAUCCCAGAGCAGAUUAUACCUAUCUUUAUGAGUAUGAGUGCUUUGAUUUCUAUUUUCCUCUCUCUCUCUCUCUCUCUCUAUGGAGUAGACCUUUCUCUCACUUAGGUAUGAAGAACCCUAGUUCCAUGUGUUAGAUAUCUUGAUUGUAAUAACUUUUGGGAUGAUAUAUUGAUUGAUUUUAAUCAAUUGAAGUGUCUUUAUUGAGUCAAUUGAAUCCUGAUCAACUUCUCUUGAUUUCUGCUUCAAUCUGUGAUAGAUAGAAUCUGAAUAGGUUUUUAGAGUUCCUCAAUUGGUAGGAGUGAAAUGAUUGUACGAUAUUCAAUCAAUUCACUGUUUUGUACUGGAAUAUGUUUCCAGUAGUGGAGUUCUGUGUUAAUUGCCUUAGCAUUCUAUCCCGGUGAAGACUAGUCGUCUGCCGGUUAGUAUGUCUGAGAGGGCUUGGUCAGCUUAUGAGAUUCCAAGCUGCUGUCGGAUCUUCCGGAGUUUAAUCAACAGUGAAUCAACCAAAGGAAAUUACAACUUGGACCUAACUAAGGAGCUAGGGAGAAUCAUUCCCAAGUGACUCUUCUCUUGCUUCAGAAAACCGGACAAUUUACUGUUUUCUUUCUGUUCUAGUUUGGAAUCACCUACACUCACUUAGUCCCACUAGAUAAUAGAAUUUCACGGAGUAGGCAGUACAUCUAGACCCUGAGUUGAUGAAUUAAACUUACCCACUAUUCUGCAUUUCCAGACUGCGCUUAUAUUUGGUCGUAGUCUUGUGUUGUGUCAUAGCGAGUCAAGUUUUUGGCAUCGUUGCCAGGAAACCUCUAGGUUAUUGGAGAAACGUGAAAAUUUGUUUACUUUAGCAUUUACUUUUCUACAUUUUCUCUCUUCCCCCUGUGUGCUUUCACGGGUUGUGUUGCAGUCUGUGUGAAGGUAGUGCAUGACCCAUAGCCAUUCAGGAGACUUGCUGCCAUUAGAUCAAGAGCUUGAAAUAACUUGUCGUAAUGUCAAGAGAGCUUUGAAAGCACGAGUGGCUGCAGAGGAAGCUCUCAGUUGAAUAUCAACCAAGAGGAAGAAAUGGGUGACCCAAAUGUUGACGCAUCGGUUGUCCUCGAGGAGCACACCAUGGGCUAUUACUGGACCGCCCAAACCGCAGACAUGAGGCCCCCCAUCCAACACCCUCAAGUUUUUGCUAACAAAUUUGAGGUGAGCACCUCUGUCAUCACCAUGUUGUGCGUCUCGGUGGUAUUCCAUAGGAAAUUAGGCGAGUGCCCCUGAGCUCACUUAGGGCGAUUCCUCGAGCUGAUCGAUGGAAUCAAGGUUAAUGGAGUCCCGCGGGAGUCCAUUCAAUUGCGUUACUUCCCUUUUACGCUAGAGGGAUAGGCCAAGAUGUGGAUGGACAACAGAGCUCUGGGGUCAAUCACAACUUUCACUAACCUGGCCAACAAAUUCUUGACCCCCUAUCAUCCACUGUCCAGGACAGUAGACCUGCAGAAAAAGAUUACACACUUUGGCUGGGAGGAGGAUGAAACCAUUCGGGAUGAUUGGGGGAGAUACACCAGUCUCUUCCUCAUGUUUCCCUAUCACGAUUUUAAUGAUGCCUUCAAGGUGAGCACCUUCUACCAUGCUCUCUUCCUUGAAGACAAGCAGCUGAUUGACUCGGUCUGUGGCGAGAAUAUGAUGACAAAGAUGCCACCCCAAUUGAAUUAUCUCUUUGAUGAAAUGGCGGAGCAGGGCUAUGAUUGAGGGUCUACUAGGAGGUCGAGGAGAGCACCAGGUCGGGGUGUGCACGUUGUGGAUACCCAGUCAUCUGAAUUGGUGCAGGUUGUCUCUAAGCUGGUAUCAGCUAUGAUCGUAAUGGGAUAAUCUCCAGAACAGGCCAGCAGCAGGCAAUGCAGUGCCAGUGGUGCGAGUAACCACCACACGGUGGAGGACUGCCAAGCCAUGCGAGAGUCCAAGACACCGCAGGAGCAGCUAAAUUUCAUUAAUAAUGCUCAGCGCAACGACCCCUACAGUAAUACAUACAACGAGGGGUGGCACCAGCAUCCAAAUUUCUCAUGGAGUGGCAACAACAAUCCCAAGCCAUGGGGCUUCCAGGCUCCUGCAGCUAGUUUUCAGGACCAGAGACAACCAUACCAGCCCCGUCCAGGCCAGAUGCAGGAGCAACAACCAUUUUAAUAGCCCAUACAGGGGCAGGCUUUUCAACAGCCCCCACAACAGCAGGACCAGCAGCCUGGUGCAUCUCCAUCAGUCCCAUCACCGGGCGUUUCUGUGUCAGAAUUUAGGGAUCUAGUGACUUCCUUGGCCAACAUCACUACCCAUAAGUUCAGUAAAAUGGAGCAAUUCAUGAAAGUGGUUAUGGGAAAAUUCAUGGAGAUUGAAGCUGUCCAGAGGCACCAGCAAGCACUUCUGCAGGAUAUGGACACCAAAAUUGGACACCUGGCAGAUGCCCUUACCUCCAGACCGGCUGGUACACUUCCUGGCCAACCCUUGCCAAACCCCAUGGCUUGUUCAUCAUGUUCUAAACCGAACUAGUUGUGUAUUGUUCAUUUAGAACAUGAUGAACAAAACCCUAUCGAUUUCUCAAUUUCGUCAUGAACUAAACCCUGAUUUCUGGGGGAAACACCAUAGGAUGUAGCUAUUUCUUGAUUUGAUGGAUUGAUUCAUGAUUCUUUUCUUCCAAUCUCUAUUGCAUGAAAUUGCUUAAUGCUUUGUGUUGACUGGCCACCAAUACAACGAUUUGUAGUUAAUUAGGUUAUAAGCAACAAUAAAACCCUAAUAACUGAACCUAUUUCAUGUGCCAUAGUAACUUAUCGAAGCGACAGUGGAUUAAAUAAGGUGCUAUGCGGUCUUAAAUAGGAUAUCGAUCUUCAGGCUAAAUAAUUAACUCAUUGAGCUACGACAGUAGGAUUUGAUUUAAUUGUUUAGUACGUAGUAAUUCCCGACAGGGAUAGCUAGCACAGUAGUGAUAUCCUGGCUGUAGAGAGUUGGAUUAAAUUGAUUGGAAUAUGUGAAUUAAUUUGGAUAUGAUAGGUAGUGAAUUCUGGUGUUUCUCCCAGAGCUUUCUCCCAUUGAUUUUCUCCCGACAGUUUUCAUUUAGUUAAUUUGUUUAUUUUAUUUUGCUUUUAGAAAUUAGUCUCAGUAAACUAUUUUCACUUAUAGUUUGCUCAUAAAUUUGAUAGAAUAUAAGGUUGUACCAGUC
Molecule: messenger RNA, 3582 nt
Organism: Linum trigynum
Lineage: Eukaryota; Viridiplantae; Streptophyta; Magnoliopsida; Malpighiales; Linaceae
Source: the annotation of a GenBank genome assembly